Messenger RNA from Mus caroli (Ryukyu mouse), 7960 nucleotides. Lineage: Eukaryota; Metazoa; Chordata; Mammalia; Rodentia; Muridae. The record is from RefSeq and is a predicted model, not a curated record.
CGCGCGCCGCCGUCACUAUCCGCUGCGGAGCGAACGGCGUGAGGCAGGGGCCGCGGCGGCGCAUCUUUUUCCUCAGCAGCCCUCAGCGCGGCGACCCACGCCCCUCACCCCCAGGAGCCGAGUCCACAUUCCUUCAACAUGUUGUCAUCGUUUCGUAAACGCAGAGCUCAGAAAAUGGAUCCAAGUGGGGUCAAAGUGCUGGAAACAGCCGAAGACAUCCAGGAGAGACGACAGCAGGUCCUGGAUCGGUACCACCGCUUCAAGGAGCUCUCUACCUUGCGGCGGCAGAAGCUGGAGGAUUCCUAUCGCUUCCAGUUUUUUCAAAGAGAUGCUGAGGAGCUGGAGAAGUGGAUUCAGGAGAAGCUUCAAGUUGCAUCUGAUGAGAACUACAAAGAUCCAACCAACUUGCAGGGAAAGCUGCAGAAGCACCAAGCCUUUGAAGCUGAAGUACAGGCUAACUCAGGAGCCAUUGUGAAGCUGGACGAGACAGGAAACUUGAUGAUUUCUGAAGGGCACUUUGCAUCUGAAACCAUCCGGACACGUUUAAUGGAGCUGCACCGGCAGUGGGAGCUGCUUUUGGAGAAGAUGCGGGAGAAAGGAAUCAAACUGCUGCAGGCACAGAAGCUGGUGCAGUAUUUGCGGGAGUGUGAGGAUGUAAUGGACUGGAUCAAUGACAAGGAAGCAAUUGUGACCUCUGAGGAGCUGGGCCAGGACCUGGAGCAUGUAGAGGUGCUACAGAAGAAGUUUGAAGAGUUCCAGACUGAUCUGGCUGCUCAUGAAGAAAGAGUUAAUGAAGUGAGCCAGUUUGCUGCCAAACUCAUCCAGGAGCAGCACCCGGAAGAGGAGCUGAUUAAGACCAAGCAGGAUGAGGUGAAUGCAGCAUGGCAGCGACUGAAAGGCCUGGCUCUUCAAAGGCAGGGGAAGCUGUUCGGUGCUGCUGAGGUCCAGCGCUUUAACAGGGAUGUAGAUGAGACCAUUGGUUGGAUUAAGGAGAAAGAGCAGUUAAUGGCCUCUGAUGACUUCGGCAGAGACUUAGCAAGUGUUCAAGCUUUGCUUCGAAAGCACGAGGGUCUGGAGAGAGAUCUUGCUGCUCUAGAGGACAAGGUGAAAGCCCUGUGUGCUGAGGCUGACCGCCUGCAACAGUCACACCCUCUGAGUGCCAGCCAGAUCCAGGUGAAGCGAGAGGAGCUGAUUACCAACUGGGAACAGAUCCGAACUCUGGCAGCAGAGAGACAUGCACGGCUUGAUGACUCAUACAGGCUUCAGCGCUUUCUUGCUGACUUCCGUGACCUCACAAGCUGGGUAACUGAAAUGAAAGCCCUCAUCAAUGCAGAUGAACUGGCCAAUGAUGUGGCUGGUGCUGAAGCCCUGCUGGACAGGCAUCAAGAGCACAAGGGUGAGAUCGACGCUCAUGAAGAUAGCUUUAAGUCUGCAGAUGAGUCUGGGCAAGCUCUGCUUGCGGCUAGUCACUAUGCCUCAGAUGAAGUGAGGGAGAAGCUGAGCGUCCUCUCAGAGGAAAGAACUGCCCUGCUGGAGCUGUGGGAGCUUCGGAGGCAGCAGUAUGAGCAGUGCAUGGACUUGCAGCUCUUCUACCGUGACACUGAGCAGGUGGACAACUGGAUGAGCAAGCAGGAGGCAUUCCUGCUAAAUGAAGACUUGGGAGACUCCUUAGACAGUGUGGAAGCUCUUUUGAAGAAGCAUGAGGACUUUGAAAAAUCUCUCAGUGCCCAGGAAGAAAAAAUCACAGCCCUUGAUGAAUUUGCAACCAAACUCAUCCAAAAUAACCACUACGCAAUGGAAGAUGUAGCGACUCGACGAGAUGCUCUCCUGAACCGCCGAAAUGCCCUUCAUGAGCGAGCCAUGCAUCGCCGGGCACAGCUGGCUGAUUCCUUCCAUCUGCAGCAGUUCUUCCGUGAUUCUGAUGAGCUCAAAAGUUGGGUCAACGAGAAGAUGAAAACGGCCACCGAUGAAGCUUAUAAAGAUCCAUCCAACCUGCAAGGGAAAGUCCAAAAGCAUCAGGCUUUUGAGGCUGAGCUUUCAGCAAACCAGAGCCGGAUUGAUGCCCUAGAGAAAGCUGGGCAAAAGCUAAUAGAUGUCAACCACUAUGCCAAGGAAGAAGUAGCAGCUCGUAUGAAUGAGGUCAUCAGUUUGUGGAAGAAACUUCUAGAGGCCACAGAACUGAAAGGAAUAAAGCUCCGAGAAGCCAACCAGCAGCAACAAUUUAAUCGAAAUGUUGAAGACAUUGAAUUGUGGCUGUAUGAAGUUGAAGGUCAUUUGGCUUCAGAUGAUUAUGGUAAAGACCUCACUAAUGUCCAGAACCUCCAGAAGAAGCAUGCUCUGCUAGAGGCGGAUGUGGCUGCUCACCAGGAUCGAAUUGAUGGCAUCACAAUUCAGGCCCGCCAGUUCCAAGAUGCUGGCCAUUUUGAUGCUGAAAACAUUAAGAAGAAGCAAGAGGCCCUUGUGGCUCGCUAUGAGGCCCUUAAGGAACCCAUGGUGGCCCGGAAGCAGAAGCUGGCAGAUUCUCUUCGUCUGCAGCAGCUCUUCCGGGAUGUGGAGGACGAAGAAACCUGGAUUCGAGAAAAGGAGCCUAUUGCUGCAUCCACUAACAGAGGGAAAGAUCUUAUCGGAGUCCAGAAUCUGCUAAAGAAACACCAAGCUUUGCAAGCAGAGAUUGCUGGGCAUGAACCUCGCAUCAAAGCAGUGACACAAAAGGGAAAUGCCAUGGUGGAGGAAGGCCAUUUUGCUGCAGAGGAUGUGAAGGCCAAACUGAGUGAGCUCAACCAGAAGUGGGAGGCUCUGAAAGCCAAAGCCUCCCAGCGGAGGCAGGAUCUAGAGGACUCGCUGCAGGCCCAGCAGUACUUUGCCGAUGCCAAUGAGGCUGAGUCCUGGAUGCGGGAGAAGGAGCCCAUUGUGGGCAGUACGGACUAUGGGAAGGAUGAAGACUCUGCUGAGGCUCUACUAAAGAAGCAUGAAGCUUUGAUGUCCGAUCUCAGCGCCUACGGCAGCAGCAUCCAGGCUCUGCGAGAGCAGGCCCAGUCAUGCCGGCAACAAGUGGCCCCCAUGGAUGAUGAGACUGGGAAGGAGCUAGUCUUGGCUCUCUAUGACUAUCAAGAGAAGAGUCCUCGUGAGGUCACCAUGAAGAAAGGGGAUAUCCUCACCUUGCUCAACAGCACAAACAAGGAUUGGUGGAAAGUGGAAGUGAAUGACCGGCAGGGUUUCGUGCCAGCUGCAUAUGUGAAGAAGCUGGACCCCGCCCAGUCAGCCUCGAGGGAGAACCUCCUGGAAGAGCAGGGCAGCAUUGCUCUGCGGCAGGGGCAAAUUGACAACCAGACACGCAUAACUAAGGAGGCCGGCAGUGUAUCUCUGCGUAUGAAACAGGUGGAAGAACUAUAUCAGUCUCUGCUGGAACUGGGUGAGAAGAGAAAAGGCAUGUUGGAGAAGAGUUGCAAGAAGUUCAUGUUGUUCCGGGAAGCAAACGAGUUACAGCAGUGGAUCAAUGAGAAGGAGGCUGCUCUAACGAAUGAGGAGGUUGGCGCUGACUUGGAGCAGGUUGAGGUGCUGCAGAAGAAGUUUGAUGACUUCCAGAAGGACCUGAAAGCCAAUGAGUCUCGGCUGAAGGACAUUAACAAAGUAGCGGAAGACCUGGAGUCUGAAGGUCUGAUGGCAGAGGAAGUGCAGGCUGUGCAGCAGCAGGAGGUGUAUGGUGCGAUGCCCAGGGAUGAAGCAGAUUCCAAGACAGCCUCCCCAUGGAAGUCUGCUCGACUGAUGGUCCACACAGUGGCUACCUUCAACUCCAUCAAGGAGCUGAAUGAGCGUUGGCGGUCCCUGCAACAGCUGGCUGAGGAACGUAGCCAGCUCUUGGGCAGUGCACACGAAGUACAGAGGUUUCACAGAGAUGCUGAUGAAACCAAAGAAUGGAUCGAAGAGAAGAAUCAGGCUCUGAACACAGACAACUAUGGCCAUGAUUUAGCUAGUGUCCAGGCCCUUCAGCGCAAACAUGAAGGCUUUGAGAGGGACCUUGCAGCUCUUGGUGACAAGGUGAAUUCCCUUGGAGAAACAGCCCAAAGGCUGAUCCAGUCCCACCCUGAAUCUGCAGAGGACUUAAAGGAAAAGUGCACAGAGUUAAACCAGGCCUGGACCAGCCUAGGGAAGCGUGCAGACCAGCGCAAGGCCAAAUUGGGUGACUCCCAUGAUCUGCAGCGCUUCCUUAGCGAUUUCCGGGACCUCAUGUCUUGGAUCAAUGGAAUACGAGGGUUGGUAUCUUCAGAUGAACUAGCCAAGGACGUCACUGGAGCUGAGGCUUUGCUGGAGCGACACCAGGAACACCGGACAGAAAUUGAUGCCAGGGCUGGCACUUUCCAGGCAUUUGAGCAGUUUGGGCAGCAGCUGUUAGCUCACGGGCACUAUGCCAGCCCGGAGAUCAAAGAGAAACUUGAUAUUCUUGACCAGGAGCGCACAGACCUGGAGAAGGCCUGGGUCCAGCGCAGGAUGAUGCUGGACCACUGCCUGGAGUUGCAGCUGUUCCAUCGGGACUGUGAACAAGCAGAAAACUGGAUGGCUGCCCGGGAGGCCUUCCUAAACACAGAAGACAAAGGAGACUCGCUGGACAGCGUGGAGGCACUGAUCAAAAAACAUGAAGACUUUGACAAAGCUAUCAAUGUCCAGGAGGAAAAGAUAGCUGCCCUGCAGGCCUUUGCCGACCAGCUCAUUGCCGUUGACCACUAUGCCAAGGGAGACAUUGCAAACCGACGCAAUGAGGUCCUUGACCGGUGGCGCCGCCUAAAAGCCCAGAUGAUUGAGAAAAGGUCAAAACUGGGAGAAUCUCAAACACUUCAGCAGUUCAGCCGGGAUGUGGAUGAGAUUGAAGCCUGGAUCAGUGAGAAGUUACAGACAGCCAGCGAUGAGUCAUACAAGGACCCCACCAACAUCCAGCUUUCCAAGCUGUUGAGCAAGCACCAGAAGCACCAAGCCUUUGAGGCAGAACUGCACGCCAAUGCUGACCGAAUCCGUGGAGUUAUUGACAUGGGCAACUCCCUCAUUGAGCGUGGGGCCUGUGCUGGCAGUGAGGAUGCUGUCAAGGCCCGCCUGGCUGCCCUUGCAGACCAGUGGCAGUUCCUGGUGCAGAAGUCAGCUGAGAAGAGCCAGAAGCUAAAAGAGGCAAAUAAGCAGCAGAACUUCAACACUGGGAUCAAAGACUUUGACUUCUGGCUCUCUGAGGUAACGUCAGGUGGUUCUUGCUCCCCACGAUCAGGGAAUGAUCGCCUGAAGGACCUGAACAGCCAGGCUGACAGCCUGAUGACUAGCAGUGCCUUCGACACCUCCCAAGUGAAAGAGAAGCGGGACACCAUCAAUGGACGCUUCCAGAAGAUCAAGAGCAUGGCCACCUCCCGAAGAGCGAAACUGAGCGAGUCCCACCGCCUGCACCAGUUCUUCCGGGACAUGGAUGACGAGGAGUCCUGGAUCAAGGAGAAGAAGUUGUUAGUGAGCUCUGAGGACUAUGGCAGAGACCUCACUGGUGUUCAGAAUCUGAGGAAGAAACACAAGCGGCUAGAAGCUGAACUGGCUGCACAUGAACCGGCCAUUCAGGGUGUCCUGGACACUGGGAAGAAGCUGUCUGAUGACAACACCAUCGGGCAGGAGGAGAUCCAGCAACGGCUUGCACAGUUUGUGGAGCACUGGAAGGAGCUAAAGCAGCUGGCAGCUGCGCGGGGCCAGCGGCUAGAGGAGUCCUUGGAGUAUCAGCAGUUUGUAGCCAAUGUGGAAGAGGAGGAGGCUUGGAUCAAUGAGAAGAUGACUCUGGUGGCCAGCGAAGACUAUGGAGACACUCUUGCUGCCAUCCAGGGCUUACUGAAGAAACACGAAGCUUUUGAGACAGACUUCACUGUCCACAAGGAUCGGGUGAAUGAUGUCUGUACUAAUGGACAAGACCUCAUUAAAAAGAACAAUCACCAUGAAGAGAACAUCUCUUCAAAGAUGAAGGGUCUGAAUGGAAAGGUGUCUGAUCUGGAGAAAGCAGCAGCUCAGAGGAAAGCAAAGCUGGAUGAGAACUCAGCCUUCCUUCAGUUCAACUGGAAGGCUGACGUGGUAGAGUCCUGGAUUGGUGAAAAGGAGAACAGCUUGAAAACAGAUGACUAUGGCCGAGAUCUGUCUUCUGUCCAAACUCUGCUCACAAAACAGGAGACAUUUGAUGCUGGCCUGCAGGCCUUCCAGCAGGAGGGUAUUGCCAAUAUCACUGCCCUCAAAGACCAGCUGCUAGCUGCCAAGCACAUUCAGUCUAAGGCCAUCGAGGCCCGACAUGCCUCCCUCAUGAAGAGAUGGACCCAGCUGUUGGCCAAUUCAGCUACCCGGAAGAAGAAGUUGCUGGAGGCCCAGAGUCAUUUCCGUAAGGUAGAAGACCUCUUCCUGACCUUUGCCAAAAAGGCAUCGGCUUUCAAUAGCUGGUUUGAGAAUGCAGAAGAAGACCUCACAGACCCAGUGCGCUGCAACUCUCUGGAAGAAAUCAAAGCCCUUCGAGAGGCUCACGAUGCCUUCCGCUCAUCCCUCAGCUCUGCACAGGCCGACUUCAACCAGCUAGCCGAGCUGGACCGCCAGAUCAAGAGUUUCCGGGUGGCCUCCAACCCCUACACCUGGUUCACAAUGGAGGCCCUGGAAGAGACCUGGAGAAACCUCCAGAAGAUCAUUAAGGAACGAGAACUGGAGCUGCAGAAGGAGCAGCGGCGGCAGGAGGAGAAUGACAAGCUGCGCCAAGAAUUUGCCCAGCAUGCCAACGCCUUCCACCAGUGGAUCCAGGAAACAAGAACGUAUCUCCUCGACGGCAUAGCAUAUCGUCGGGUCAUUCGUGUCUGUCAGUAUGAAGUUGGGGAUGAUCUGUCUGGAAGGUCCUGCAUGGUCGAAGAGUCGGGAACUCUGGAAUCUCAGCUUGAAGCUACCAAACGCAAGCACCAGGAGAUUCGAGCCAUGAGAAGUCAGCUGAAGAAGAUCGAGGACCUGGGGGCUGCCAUGGAGGAAGCCCUCAUCCUGGACAACAAGUACACGGAGCACAGCACUGUGGGCCUGGCCCAGCAGUGGGACCAGUUAGACCAGCUGGGCAUGCGCAUGCAGCACAACCUGGAGCAGCAGAUCCAGGCCAGGAACACAACAGGAGUGACUGAGGAGGCCCUCAAGGAAUUCAGCAUGAUGUUCAAACACUUCGACAAGGACAAGUCUGGCCGGCUGAACCAUCAGGAGUUCAAAUCCUGUCUUCGUUCCCUGGGCUAUGAUCUGCCAAUGGUUGAGGAAGGAGAGCCUGAUCCUGAGUUUGAGGCAAUUCUGGACACUGUUGAUCCCAACAGGGAUGGCCAUGUCUCCCUGCAAGAAUACAUGGCUUUCAUGAUCAGCCGCGAAACGGAGAAUGUCAAGUCCAGUGAAGAGAUCGAGAGCGCUUUCCGGGCCCUCAGCUCUGAGGGCAAGCCUUAUGUGACCAAGGAGGAGCUCUACCAGAACCUGACCCGUGAACAAGCUGACUAUUGUGUCUCCCACAUGAAGCCCUAUGUGGAUGGCAAGGGCCGAGAACUUCCAACUGCCUUCGACUACGUCGAGUUCACCCGCUCACUCUUUGUGAAUUGAUCAAUCCUCUUGACUUGUAGGCAAGCCUGUCCUACACUGCUUGCCCUGCUAUCUCUAUCUAUCUAUCUAUCACCUUUGCUGCAUGUCACUUCCUCUGCUUUCGAGGAGAAUAGUCCAGACAGUGUUACUUUCCAGUGUAACCAUAGCCUGCUUAGCUUGGGGUAAGACUUAGUAGAAAAUGGUGCUUCAACAAACCGCUUCCAGUCACAAUCACCAUGCUGUUGUGGGACCCAGACCCAUGUUUGAGCCAGCUGCCCUCAUUCCCACUUAAAUCAAAGCAGCUGGCUCAGCUCCCUUCUCCUCUUCCCAAAUCCUGUUUUCAUGUAAAAGAAAUAAAGGACUCAUUUCCCCCCUA